This is a messenger RNA of Brassica rapa (field mustard), 2989 nucleotides long. Its product is annotated as CBL-interacting serine/threonine-protein kinase 7. NCBI's taxonomy places the organism in Eukaryota, Viridiplantae, Streptophyta, Magnoliopsida, Brassicales, Brassicaceae. The record is from RefSeq and is a predicted model, not a curated record. Gene Ontology annotation, molecular function: ATP binding; protein serine/threonine kinase activity. Gene Ontology annotation, biological process: protein phosphorylation; signal transduction.
ACUUUUUGGUACUGUUUGGAAACAUGGAUAGCAGUAUAAAUAAUAAUUGUUUGGAAAGAUGGAUAACAACAUAAAAACGUAUAGUGUCCUUUUAGUAAUUUAUAUAUUAUAAUUAAAUUAAUUGUUUUCUCAUAUUUCACUUAGUUUAACAAUUUCAUUAAUUAUAUUACCUUAACAAUACAUCACAUCAUUAAUUAUAUUACCAUAAUAAUAAUAGUGCAAAUUUUAAUUUAUUAGUUAAUCAACAUUAACUUUGUGCCAAUUAUAGAAUCAAAAAUGUAAAAUAACUGGAUUUUGCAUAUGGGUUAACGUUCGGUUUAGUUUGUUUUAAUAAAUUUUUUUUUUUAGUUUCAAUCGGUGGAAAAUUGCAUUGCUAAAAACAUUAUUCAAAUACAAAUUUUGUGAAUAAAAUAGUAACUUAAAUCAAAAUAAUAAAAAUGUAUUACAUUAAUUGUCACUUAAUUUUUUUCACUCAAUAUAAUUACUUUACUAAAUAAAAAAAUCUCUUUCUAUUUCACUUAAUUUAACCAAACAUAUAAAAAGUCCUUUUUAUUAGCUUAUAAAAUCAGUUAGGCAUGAACACUAGUCAUCCAUUUAGGUACAUGUUUGUUCUUUUCGGGUAUCUUUUUUUUUUGAAAUUAGGCUCGGCUUGAAUAUUAUAAAUUUAUGUGUGGGGUUUUGAGUUGGGUCCUUCUAGGUAUGGAUGAGUUCAGUUAUAAUGUAUAUGAGCUUAAUAAUAUCUAAAUAACAAAUGUGUCUGAAACGGGUUCGGAUAUUUGUACCAAAAAUAACCAUAUUACCCCGAUUCGGUUAAGUUUUUUUGAAUACAAUUAAUUAUAUUGCGACCCAUCUAAAAUAUAUAACACUAAUUAUGAAAAAAAAACAUCAAUGUAUAAAAAUAUAAAAACCAAUAUCCGCGUAGGUCAAUCUUUAGUUAAUGUUAAAUUUGAAUAUCUCACCUUAUAUUUUUCUUAGUUGAAAAUAAACUUUCCAUCAGAACUGAAAUAUAAAUUUUCCUUUAGUUGAUUGACUUAACAAGUUAACAUACAUAAACUAUCAAGAAUCCACAUCUGUAUUAAAAUAACAAUGGACUGACAUUGUGUACUUAGAUACUUAAAUAAAUGUAAAUGUAAAUAUCUGCUUGUUUCAAGAAGGUUUAUUUGACCAUUUGUAUAUAUGAAAACACAAAAUGCUGACUAAUUGAUUUAAAUUGUUAAUGAUUUUGAAAACAUAUAUGUUAAAACUCAUAAAUGAUCAAGUUUUGUUAUAUAAAUUUAAUAAUCUUGUGAUAUUAUUGAGAAUGUGCACCUAUUAUUAUUGAUGAAUAAAUGUUACUAGGUUUAUUUUCCAGGAAUGAACUCGUCGAAGUUAAUAAUGUGUAUAAGUUAUAGCAAUUCCGGAUAUCAGGAAAACAAAAUUUCAAAUUAAAUCAUUACUACUUUCUAAGGGUAUUUUCGGUAUAACAAUAAUCUCUUCUCACUAUAAAACCGAACAUCAGGUCACCAAACAACUCGUCCCUGAAAAGUGAAAACCACCCAAGAACUCAGGUACCACUACCUCUCCAUCCAUGGACUCCCUUCCUCAACCGCAAAACCAGUCAUCUCCGGCGAAAAUCCUUCUCGGAAAAUACGAGCUCGGCCGCCGUCUCGGCAGCGGAAGCUUCGCGAAAGUCCAUUUAGCUCGUUCCAUCGAAACCCACGAGCUUGUCGCCAUCAAAAUCAUCGACAAGAAGAGAACCAUCGAAUCCAACAUGGAGCCAAGGAUCAUCCGUGAGAUAGACGCGAUGCGUCGUCUCCGUGACCAUCCCAACAUCCUCAAGAUCCACGAAGUCAUGGCAACCAAAUCCAAAAUCUACAUCGUCAUGGAACUCGCCGUCGGCGGCGAGCUUUUCUCCAAACUCCUCCGCCGCGGCCGGCUUCCCGAAUCCGCCGCGCGUCGCUACUUCCAGCAGCUCGCCUCCGCGCUUCAGUUCUCCCACCUCCACGGCGUCGCUCACCGCGACGUGAAGCCGCAGAAUCUCCUCUUAGACAGGGAAGGGAACCUCAAGGUCUCGGACUUCGGCUUAUCCGCUUUGCCGGAGCAUCUUCGAGACGGAUUGCUCCACACGGCGUGCGGUACGCCGGCGUACACGGCUCCGGAGAUUAUAUCGCGGCGAGGAUACGACGGAGCGAAGGCUGACGCGUGGUCUUGUGGAGUGAUACUGUACGUUCUUCUCGUCGGAUACGUUCCUUUCGACGACUCCAACAUUGCUUCAAUGUAUCGGAAGAUUCAGCGGAGAGAGUAUCGUUUCCCGAGCUGGAUCUCGAAGCCAGCGCGAUCGAUUAUACAUCAGAUGCUCGAUCCGAAUCCUGAGACGAGGAUGAGCAUAGAGGCGGUUAUGAAUACAACCUGGUUCAAGAAAUCGUUAACCGGUUCUGAAUUGGAUUGUAACGUCCUCGAACCGGAACCGGUUCUUGAGAAAUCGAGUUCGAUCACGGCCUUUGAUCUUAUCUCGCUUUCGUCGGGGCUAGAUCUCUCCGGAUUGUUUGAGGUUAAGAGAAAGAGAGAGAGGAGAUUCACGGCGAAGGUCUCCGCCGUGGAAGUGGAGGAAAAAGCGAAGGCGAUUGGGGAGACGUUAGGUUAUGUAGUGAAGAAGACGAAGAAAGGAGGUGAAGCCAAGGUAGUUGGAUUAGGAAGAGGAAGAAUGGAAAUAGUUGUGGAGGCGGUGGAGUUAGCGGUGGAUGUUGUGGUGGUUGAAGUGAAAGUUGUUCAAGGAGAAGAAGAAGACUCACAGUGGUCCGAUUUGAUAACAGAGCUUGGAGAUAUAGUUCUCUCAUGGCACAAUGACGUCAUGUAAAUACUUUAUGACGUGUUAGCUCUUUUAUUUUUUGUUCAAUCUUGUAUAGUUAUGCAUCAAAAUUGUAUUGUGGGCUUCUUUGUUCACAUGUCUCAGCAUCCUGCGAUUAAUACACCUAUCAGCAGCGAUGUCAGCUAUCACUUGUUGCGACUA